AACGGCAACGCCCCUAAAUAGAGCAAGGGGGCGGAACUCGAUGGCAGCCGGUGAGGAACGAUUCAGGAAACGGAGGACGUUUGUGGCGAUUCUAGCAUUGUCAUAAGCUACGGGAAUGAAUAUUCUUCCUAAGAAGUCGUGGCAUGUCCGCAAUAAAGACAAUGUGGCUCGCGUACGACGGGACGAAGCAGAGGCUGAAGUUCAGCGACAAAAGAGGGAGGCCCGAGUCCUGUUAGCUGAACAGGAGGCCCGGACUGAACUGUUACGGAAGAAAGCACGUCUGUCAGCUCCAGGAGGUGAUAAGAGUGGCUCAGGCCUUAUUUCUUUGGAUUCAGAAAAGCCCUCAGGACAUCUUAACCUCUUUCAGGGGUUGCAGGAGGUCAGCAACAAAGAAUACGAGGAGGAGAAGAAGCAGGAAAAGGAACGAAAGGAAAAAGCUCUAGGUAUCCUGACUUACUUGGGCCAAAGUGCAGCAGAGUCUCAGACCUCUGCUCCCUGGUACCAGGAGCUGCCAGAUCGGAGCAAAGCCAUUGCCAAGGAUGAGAAACUUAAGGGAAGGCUGGACCCCCUGGCUGAGAUGGGGAAAUAUUUAUACAAGAAGAAGUGCUCUCAUAAAAAGGAAGAAAAGAAAGAAAAAGGAAAAUCAAAGGACAAAGAAAGCAAAAGGAACCUAGCACUUAGGCCUCCAUGUUCUUCCACAUCAUGCUCUCUAGAACAGCUCCGCCAGGAGAGGUUGCAGCGUGAGCAGGCAGAACGAGCUCGAACGAAAUCUCUUCUUGCCCAGAGAUCUGGAAUGGGUCCACUCCAGGAGGAAGAAGAGGAAAUGGAUGAAAGGAAACGUGGCUACAAUUCACAGUUCAACCCUCAGCUGGCAAGAAAGAGAGUAGUGAGAGACAGUCGAAUUGAGUGGGUGUAAAGCAGGAAAUCUGGUUAGUCAAACCCAAUUUCUUCAGCUGAAAAUGUUCAGUGCAAAAUGCUUCAUAGAAUUCCUGGCCAAAAAUGUCAUAUAGCUUCUAGGACAGCUUUUACUCAAUUAUUAUCAGUCCUUGGAACACAAUAUUGAGCAGAAAAAUCAGCCAAGCAAUUAAUAAAUCUAUUUUUGCUGUUUGCCUUGAAUUGCCAGAAAAUAGAUAAAAGCUGGAUUGAUAAAGGAUACCAUUUCCUGACCUAGUAACUUGCCUAAAUCUUUAUAGCUUUCCUGAAGGAAAAUAAAAAAGUUUUUAAAAGGCACCACGUGGAUGAUUCUGAAUUUAAUUUUAAAAGUCAGAAAUAGCAGCAGCAGCAGCAAAUCCACCUCACGCAGUAUGGAGAAUUGAGGCAGUGCCAUGUACAUCUGUCUCAAAAUAUUAGUUUACUGCCCUAAGAGAUGGACCAAGGUAUUAAUUAAAAGCACCAAACCUGGGAUACAUUGAGUUCUUCAAGAAUGAAUGGUGGAAGAUCCUGGAGGGAUCAUUCUUCCGUUUUUUGUACGUGGUCCAGUUAGUUAAGAAAAUUAGUAUUGCCAGUUUCCUGCUGUUGUAAUUCAGUGCUCGUCUUUGUAUGUGAUCUUCUGCCAUUAGGGAAAUGAGCACGAGAAUGAUUUUGGACCACUAAGAAGAUUUAUCCCUAUAAUAAGAGCAUUUUAUAAUGUUAUAUUCUCUAGAUGUGAAAGACUGGAGUACUUCACAGUAAUGCAGGCUAAGUGAUGUAAGAAAGGUUAUGAUGUGCUAAUUAGCCAAAUUACAUAAAAACAGGAUUGUGCAGAUUGUCCAUGACUUGAAAUUUCAAGGCCACAUAUUACAAGGAUACUUCCUGAACAAUAGUCACACAGUUUUGAUUGGCUUAUUCCACUGUGAGAAACUGGUUUGCAACUCAUGACUUAAAAGUUUAGCACACUUUGUGUACUGGAAACAGUCAUGAUUUACUGUCUGUGAUCAGAUUACUGCAGUAUUCCCCUAGAAUUGAUUGUGAAAUAAGUAGCCACAAUUUGCUUCAUGUUGUAUCUGGCUGCUUCUUCAUUAUCCAAAUAAACAUUUCCCUUUUAAUAUA
Messenger RNA from Crotalus tigris (Tiger rattlesnake), 2028 nucleotides. RefSeq names its product leukocyte receptor cluster member 1 (gene LENG1). NCBI's taxonomy places the organism in Eukaryota, Metazoa, Chordata, Lepidosauria, Squamata, Viperidae. The transcript has 4 exons. The coding region runs from base 116 to 916 and encodes 266 amino acids. The record is from RefSeq and is a predicted model, not a curated record.